Messenger RNA from Tarenaya hassleriana, 1887 nucleotides. Its product is annotated as pentatricopeptide repeat-containing protein At1g62930, chloroplastic-like. Bases 922 to 1509 code for a protein of 195 amino acids. The transcript has 3 exons. NCBI's taxonomy places the organism in Eukaryota, Viridiplantae, Streptophyta, Magnoliopsida, Brassicales, Cleomaceae. The record is from RefSeq and is a predicted model, not a curated record. Gene Ontology annotation, molecular function: protein binding.
CUCAGCCUCCGCCGCUUCUCUCUCUCUCUCUCCAGAUCUGAUAAUAGAUCUUGCUCAACUCACCUCUCGUACUUUCUUUUUAAUCUCAGGUAAGAUGACGCCAAUGGUCCGGAGAAUGGCUGCUUUCGCAUUGGCUUCUGCCUCAGCUUUGUUCCAGACUCAUCCCCUUGGGAGAGGUACUCUGAACAGCUUCUUGCUUUGCUCCUCUGUCUUAAGUUGUCGGAGAUACAGUAUGUCUUUCAGAGACAGAUUGAGAUGUGGGUUUCAUGAUCGUCAUGCUGAGGAUGCUAUUGAUUUGUUCGAUCAGAUGGUUCAGUCUCAUCCCUUGCCUUCCAUCUUUUAUUUUUAUAAACUAUUGAGUGCAGUCAUGAAGAUGAAACGGUAUGAUGUUGUCAUUUCCCUAGGCAAGAGAAUGGAAUUGCUUGGGGUUUCACAUAGUAUCUGCUCGUUUACUGUUCAGAUCAAUUGUUUCUGCCACUCUCAUCAAGUGGUUCUGGGCUUAUCUGUUGUGGGAAAAAUCUCGAAACUUGGUUGUGAGCGUACUGUAGUCACCUACAAUACCCUAGCUCACGGGUCCUAGCUCACGGGUUCUGUAUUCAGGGCAAGAUUCCGCAGCGUUAGACUUGAUUGACCAAAUGGUAAAAGAAGGAUGCAAACCUAAUGUUGUAACAUUUAACACUUUGGUCAAUGCACUUUGCAUUGCGGGUAGAGUUUCUGAAGCAUUGAGCUUAUUUGAUCAGAUGCGAAAGAUGGAUUGUCAGCCCAAUACAGUUACAUUUGGCAUUGUUAUAAAUUGGGUCUGUAAGGUAGGGGAUUAUGCGUUGGCCAUGAAUAUCCUCAUGAAGAUGGAGGAAAUGCAUAUUGAGAUCAAUAUCGUAAUUUAUAAUAUGAUUAUUGAUUUUUUUUUGCAAAGCUGGAUACAUGGACGAUGCACUGAAUCUUUUUCGAAAGAUGGAUAAUGUCGGGAUUACACCAAAUGUUGUUACAUACAACACUUUGAUAAACGGUCUUUCCAGAUUUGGUAGAUGGGAUGAUGUUGACCGAUUGUUGAAUGAGAUGGUGAAAAGGAAAGUCAACCCUAAUGUUACCACUUUCAAUGGAUUAAUCGAUGCACUCGUUGACAAGGGGAAGUUUCUGGUGGCUGAAAAAUUGUACGAGGAGAUGAUCCAGAGAGGUUUAGCUCCGGAUAUGAUUACUUAUACUUCAUUGAUCAAUGCUUUUUGCCGGCAGAAUCGUCUUGAUGAGGCAGAACAAAUGUUUAAUUCUAUGAUCACCAAGGGAUGCUUUCCAGAUGUAGUGAUGUUUAAUUCCAUGAUAAAUGGUUAUUGCAAAGCUAAUAGGGUCGAUAAGGGUAUGAAACUCUUUUAUGAGAUGUCUCGAAGAGGAUUGGUUGUGGAUUCAAUUACUUACACCAUCCUCAUCCAAGGUUUUUAUCAAGUAGGCAAUCUUGAUGUUGCCCAAAAGCUUUUACGGGAGAUGCAGUAUAAAGGUCACCAUUCAGUGUUGUAACUUACACCAUUUUGCUUGAUGGUCUUUGUAAGAAUGGAAAAAUGGAAAAGGCACUUGGCCUAUAUAAGAAGCUGGAAAAGAGUGGGAUUGACCUCCAUGUAUCUUCUCAUUGUGCCAUGAUACAUGGAUUAUGCAAAGAUGGAAGGGUUGAUGAGGCAUUGCUGGUAUUUAAUAAGCUUUUUGAUAAAAGGAUGAAGCCAAAUUUUAUCACUUGUAAUAUAAUGAUCUCCGCACUCCGCGGAAAAGAUUCUCUCUAUGAAGUCGAAAAGGUAAUUGGGAAGAUGAAAGAGGCUGGUUGCUAUGGAGGGCCAGAAGAAGGAGAUAGUCGAAGUAUCCAACGAGGAAUGUUAAUCGGCUUGCUUCCCAGUGCGCUUUAUU